GGACUCUUCCUAUUCAGUUAGUCCAAAGCAAAAUGUUAAUGAAAGUAGUUGCAGGUUUUUUACUUGUCGCGAGCGUUGCUCUUGGAGUUUCUUACGACAAAUACACCAUUAAAAUAUUAAAUGGGGACCCGAACAACGUAAUCGUUAAUUCAAGUCCCUUCAUUAAGAUCAAUGAAGGGUUCUAUUACUUUGGACAGGAAAGGGUUAAUUGGCAUGUCGCCGACGAGAACUGCCGCAAGUUGGGAUCAGAUCUGGUUUCCUUUGAAACAGCUCAAGAAUUCGAUGCCAUUGCUGAAUAUUUAAAAAGCAAGGGAGAACGCACCGAGCACUGGACAUCCGGCAAUGACUUGGGAACUGAAGGCGCUCACAAAUGGUAUCCCAGUGCUACAAGAAUAAACAUUGAUCGGUGGGCCCUUAACCAACCAGACAAUGCUGCUGGAAUAGAGCAUUGCAUACACAUCGGUUACAUAUAUCCCAACUCAGCGAAUAUGGAAAUGAACGAUCGUCCCUGCAGAGAUCGCGAAAACAGCUUUUUAAAAUAUGUUUGUGAGGCUCCAAAACCAGAAACUAUAUCUAUUGUUGUUUGGAAAUAGAGGUGAUUCAAA
Messenger RNA from Drosophila suzukii, 605 nucleotides. NCBI's taxonomy places the organism in Eukaryota, Metazoa, Arthropoda, Insecta, Diptera, Drosophilidae. The record is from RefSeq and is a predicted model, not a curated record.